Conger conger (European conger) is the source of this 8326-nucleotide messenger RNA. RefSeq names its product PR domain containing 16 (gene prdm16). Gene Ontology annotation, molecular function: protein binding. The transcript has 18 exons. The record is from RefSeq and is a predicted model, not a curated record. NCBI's taxonomy places the organism in Eukaryota, Metazoa, Chordata, Actinopteri, Anguilliformes, Congridae. The coding region runs from base 22 to 3861 and encodes 1279 amino acids. Gene Ontology annotation, cellular component: nucleus.
AGGAAUCUACAAGCCGACACCAUGAGAUCCAAGGCGAGGGCGAGAAAACUGGCCAAAAAUGACAGUGAAGCAGCGGAGAACAUGUUCGAGCGGGACCCCAGCCUUCCCGCCGGAGAGAGCGCAGAGGAGGAGACGGAGGACAGCAUCAUGUCCCCCAUCCCCGUGGGGCCCCCGUCCCCUCUCCCCAACGACCAGGACUUCACCCCCAAGGAGGGCUCCCCCUACGAGGUCCCCGUCUACAUUCCUGACGACAUUCCCAUUCCCGGGGACCUGGAGCUCCGAGAGUCUUCCGUCCCAGGGACUGGCCUCGGGAUUUGGGCCAAAGUCAAGAUCCGGCUCGGGGAACGCUUCGGACCGUACAGUGGAACGCAGAGCGCCGCGGUCAAAGAGACCACUUUCGGAUGGGAGCAAAUGUUAAAUGACCAUGAAGUAUCCACCCAGGACAGCAGCAUCAAAAAGGCUGUGGGUGACAUGGACAAUGUGAAGUUCUGCAUAGACUCCAGCCUGGAGGGCACUGAACGCUGGGUAAAAUACGUGCAGACCGCCCCAUCCCUGGAGGAGCAGAACCUGGCAGUGUGUCACCUGAGCGACGAACAGAUUUAUUAUAAAGCUAUUAGGGAUAUUGAAGUUGGGGAGGAGCUUCUGGUUUAUAUGAAGGACGGAGUUUUUCCCGAGGGAUCCAUGGCACCGCACCUAGAAGACGAGCAGAUGUACCGCUGUGAGGACUGUGACGAGCUCUUCCCCUCCAAGCCCGACCUGCGGCGGCACCAGAAGUACUCGUGCAGCAGCGCCGGCUCGCUGUUCGACGCGCUCGGAGACGACUUCAAACAGGAGCGCGAGGACAGCGACGAGCCCCUGCACGAGUGCAAGGACUGCGAGAAGAUCUUCCCCAACGAGUACAGCCUCGGCCAGCACAUGAUCGUCCACACAGAGGAGCGCGAGUACAAGUGCGACCAGUGCCCCAAAGCCUUCAACUGGAAGUCCAACCUCAUUCGCCAUCAGAUGUCACACGACAGUGGCAAGCGGUUCGAGUGCGAAAACUGUGACAAGGUGUUCACAGACCCCAGUAACCUGCAGCGCCACAUCCGCUCGCAGCACGUGGGGGCCCGCGCCCACACGUGCCCAGAAUGUGGCAAGACCUUCGCCACCUCCUCUGGUCUCAAGCAGCACAAGCACAUUCACAGCAGUGUCAAACCUUUCAUCUGUGAAGUGUGUCACAAAUCCUACACCCAGUUCUCCAACCUCUGCCGCCAUAAGCGAAUGCACGCAGACUGUCGCACGCAGAUCAAGUGCAAGGACUGCGGACAGAUGUUCAGCACUACCUCCUCCCUCAACAAGCACCGGCGCUUCUGUGAGGGAAAGAACCAUUACACCCCGGGGGGCCUGUUCAGCCCCGGCCUCCCCAUGACCUCCAGCCCCAUCAUGGGCAAGUCCAAAUCGCACCACGGGCUGAACCACGCCGGCCUGGGCUUCAGCGAUUACUUCCCCUCGCGGCCCCACGCCGGGCUGCCCUUCCCCCCGACCGCGCCCGCCUUCCCCACCCUCUCCCACGGCUUCCCGGGCAUCUUCCCCCACUCGCUGUACCCCCGGCCGCCGCUCCUGCCCCCGAGCCCCCUCCUCAAGAGCCCCCUCAACAGCAGCCAGGACGGGAAGCUGCCCCGCGGGGCCGGGGAGCCCGGCGGCCUGUCCAUGGCGUCCUCGCUCCACAACAACAGCAACAACAACGGCGGCGUCGGCCACGGCCACCCGCUGGACGACAAGGCCGACGGCAAGCUGGACGGGCCCUACGGCGACGGGAAGUCCAAGGUGAAGAUGAGCGACGUGUCGGACGGCAGCGACCUGGAGGACGUGAACACCACCAGCGGCACGGACCUGGACACCACCACGGGCACGGCGUCGGGCUCCGACCUGGACAGCGACGCCGAGAGCGACCGCGACAAGGGCCGGCGGAAGGCGGCGCCGGAGCCGAAGCAGGACGACGUGAGCAGCAGCUCCGUGUCCAUCUCCAGCUCGGGCAACCUGCCCUGCGAGCGGCCCCUGCUCUCCGCCCACCACUCCUUCUUCCCGCCGCCCGACGAGCAGGCCCUGCCGCCCUCCGGCGCCGCCACCGACUCCAUCAAGGCCAUCGCCUCCAUCGCCGAGAAGUACUUCGGGCCCGGGUUCAUGGGCCUGCAGGAGAAGAAGAUGGGGUCGCUGCCCUACCAUUCCAUGUUCCCCUUCCAGUUCCUGCCCAACUUCCCGCAUUCCCUGUACCCCUUCGCGGACCGGGCGCUGAACCCGGGGAUGUUCUUCAAGGCGGAGCCCAAGUCCCCGCGGGAGCCCCUGCAGAAGUUGGGGGUGCCCGGGGCGGAGUCGCCCUUCGACCUCACCGUGAAGCCCAAGGAGGCCAAGCCGCCCGCGCCGCCCAGCAAGCUGGCGCUGGCCUCCAGCACGCCCCUGCUCUCGGGGGAGGAGCAGCCCCUGGACCUCAGCAUCGGGAGCCGGAGCCGGGCCAGCCACAACGGGGGCACCCCGGAGAAGAGGAAGAACCACGUCUACGGGGGCGGCAAGGGCCUGCCCCAGCCUGCCCCGCCCCAACAACAGCCCUCCCUCCACUACGCCAAGCCCUCCCCCUUCUUCAUGGAUCCAAUCUACAGCAGGGUGGAGAAGAGGAAGUUGAUUGAUCCUGUAGGGGCUCUGAAAGAGAAAUACCUGCGCCCCUCCCCCCUGCUCUUCCACCCCCAGAUGUCCGCCAUCGAGAACAUGACGGAGAAGCUGGAGAGCUACAGCGCCCUGAAGCUGGACGGGCCCGCCUCGCUGCAGCACUCCGCCCAUCACCUCUUCAACUUCCGCUCACCGCCCCCCUCGCUCUCCGACGCCAUCCUGCGCAAAGGGAAGGAGCGCUACACCUGCAGGUACUGUGGGAAAAUCUUUCCCAGGUCAGCUAAUCUUACCAGGCACUUACGGACACACACAGGGGAGCAGCCCUACAGAUGUAAAUACUGUGACCGGUCCUUUAGUAUCUCCUCGAACCUCCAGCGACACGUGCGCAACAUCCACAACAAGGAGAAGCCCUUCAAGUGUCACCUGUGCAAUCGCUGCUUCGGCCAGCAGACCAACCUGGACCGUCACCUCAAGAAGCAUGAGCACGAGAACAUCCCAGUGAGUCAGCAUUCUGGGAUCCUUUCAAACCUGGGAACAAACAUCUCCUCUCCAAACUCGGAGCCAGACAAUCAUGCACUUUUAGACGAGAAGGAGGACUCGUACUUCUCAGAAAUCCGCAAUUUCAUUUCCAACAGCGAAAUGAACCAGGCGUCCAGCUCCACAGAUAAAAGGCCGGACCUCCAGGAAGAGGAGCGGGCGCCGAGCCAGGCCUUCCCCAGCUCCAAGCUGAGCGGCCGGGGGGUGGAGGAGGAGGAGGAGGAGGCAGAGGGAGACGAUGAAGACGAGGACGGCAGUCUGACGGAGAAGUCGCAGGAUGAAGCGGCGUCUCCAGCCGCCCUACCCCAGGGAGCCUUCGAGGACGAGGAGGAGCCGGCCUCUCUCUCCAUGAGCUACGAGCACACCAGGAGGUGUAUUGAGGAGGAGGACGCAGGGCUGUUAGACCUGGACCCGCUCCCCAGCUUUACCAAGGGCCUGGACCUCCAUAAGGCCACAGAGGAGCCCUUUGACGUUAAAGACAUAUUUAACACGUCCUUAGAGUCGGAAGCCCUGAAAGAGACGCUGUACAGGCAGGCUAAGACACAGGCUUAUGCAAUGAUGCUGUCUCUGUCUGAAAACAAUCCUUUGCACGCAUCCUCCCAGAAUUCCCUGGAUGCUUGGCUGAACAUGGGAGGGGCCACCUCGGAGGGGAGCAGCUUUCACCCACUCAAUCACAUCUAGGAGAGCGAGAGAGAGAGAGAGCGAGGAAGGUGGAGGGAGGGAGAGAAAGAGAGACAGACGGACCACAGAAUGGACAAAGUGACGCCAAGGGGAGAAGGCAAAGGACCCGCGUCUCCUGCCCUGUGUGUCUGUGGCCAGAGAGAGGCAAAAGAGCGCUCAGCCCUGCUCAUCCGCCAAUCAGCCACCACCCUGAUCUCAGAUCAGCCAAUCAGCCUCAGCCAGGUCAGGAUCGAACAGGAAGGACACACACACAGAAAAACCCCACGUAGUCGCCACAGCAACUGCAUCCAGAAGGCCUGCACCAGUCAAGAGGAGGGCCCACGCAAUCAACCAAUGAAAGCCGGAGCUUCAACACAGCGGCAAGGAAUGAGAAAAAAAAGAUGUUAAACACAGGGUUUGAAAGUAAGUCAGUUGUCAAUGACAAAAAAGCUGUAGUGACAUCAUGGUUGUGAAAACUUGAGUUCAAGUUCAAAUGAAGACUGCAGAGAGCAACAGUACCAUAUACCUUCAAAACAAUAUUCCUAAAUUCACAUGAAUGUAAAGCUCAUUUCUUUCUGGGGCCUCCUGGCAGACACCAGCAAAGAGAAGGCAACUGCACUGCAGGCCCACUGUAUGGUUCUACUGCACUGCAGUUCCACUGUAAUAUGGUUCCUCUGCACUGCAGCGUCACUGUAAUAUGGUUCUACUGCACUGCAGUUCCACUGUAAUAUGGUUCUUCUGCACUGCAGUUCCACUGUAAUAUGGUUCCACUGUACAGCAGUUCCACUGUAAUAUGGUUCCACUGCACUGCAGUCCCACUGUAAUAUGGUUCCACUGCACUGCAGUCCCACUGUAAUAUGGAUCCACUGUGCUGCAGUUCCACUGUAAUAUGGUUCUACUGCACUGCAGUUCCAAUGUAAUAUGGAUCCACUGUGCUGCAGUUCCACUGUAAUAUGGUUCUGCUGCACUGCAGUUCCACUGUAAUAUGGUUCUACUGCACUGCAGUUCCACUGUAAUAUGGUUCUACUGCACUGCAGUUCUACUGUAAUAUGGUUCUACUGCACUGCCGUUCCACUGCAAUAUGGAUCCACUGUACAUUCCCCUCACAGUCUUAGCGAAGCUGCUUCUGCAAUGCCUCUUUAGUCAGGCCCAUUCCUGCUUUAGUCAGACCCAUUCCUGCUCUGCCUAGCUUUCAGCGAUGAUCACAAAUCCAUGGACAUUAGCCCACCUCUGGCUUCAACAUGAGAGUACUGAGGGUUCUGGAGAGGCUCACUAACAAUGAUGCAACUGAACAAACUUUCCAAAUACACACAGUGUGAUUCUCGAAAUACCACGGUCUAGGAAUUUUUAAUUUGUUUGAAAAAUAUAUCCAUUUAGAAUUUAAAUUAUUACCCAUUGGGGCCAAUAGUAAAAACAAAAAAUAAAUAAUACUCAAAAAAAGAUCUUUCUUCCUCAUUAAAUUCAAAUUCAUUUUUUAACUCGACAUUUUUGUAUGUUAUUUGUUCUAUAAAACAGUAUUGUUUCUUUUUUAGGCACUACAGUGCUAAAAUGCUAAUAUAAUUAUUUAGUGAAGGACCAAAAUUGUAUGAUAUUGUUGUAUGUUGUACAAAAUAACCAGGACGUUCGUAGCAGGAGUGAUGUGUGCCAAAUAACCCGUAGAAAAUGUUUUGUUUUCUGACAAUCAUUUCUUUUUGAAGGGUUUUUUAUUUGCUGUUGUAGUUUGUUGUUAUUGCUUUCUUGUAGGUUUGUUUGAUUUGAUGGGUUUUGUGUAUCUUAUUUAUUUUGGUUGUUUUGUCAUUAUUGAAGAAAAGUGACAAAUGAAAAAAGAAAAGAACUCCCUUUUAUCCCACUUGAGUUUUCUGAAGGAGAACCGUGUAAAAGGAAGCUGUACCUGAGAUUGUGAAUCUCGGGUAUCGAUGCUGUUGCUUAGAGACCAGUGUGCCAAAUUCUAAAGAAACCGUGAGACCAUCCCUUUUAUUUAUGAUGAGAAGUUAGUCGUAGUUCAGCUCUUGCUUUGCAAUUAGUGUUCUUUGUGAGGUUUGGUUUGUCUCGCCGCAGUCCGACAAUUUCAUGCUGUAUGCAGAGUGUUUUGUGUGGAAAAAAAGGUUUAGGUUUUAAUGUAACCGUUCUUGGAAACAUUCACUUAGAAAUUGGUGUAUGGCCACUUAAAACGUCAGGUGACCUAAACGUCUGGGCAUUGCAUUUUAUUAGUGAUCUACAGUAUGUAAAAUAAGAACAUGUUUUUUACUCCCUGAGUAGCACGUUUUUUUUACCCCUGGAGCUGCUGUACUCUGAUCUGUGGCUGCACCAGGUCCACGGCUUGUCUUUUUAUUCUGGAAUGAACAAUUAAUUCAACAAACAUUCAGCCUGUGGGACUCCGUGGAGAGGGAGAGGGGUUUAUCUGUCAGAUUCAGCCCUCUGUGACGCCGUUAAGAGGGACCGGGGGUUUUAUUUGUCCGAUUCAGCCUGUGUUCCACACAGGUCAGUUAUAGUGCACAUCCUCUGUAAUGUGCAGGUCACUGCACACUGAUCACUGUAUAUGACUGUUCACUCCUGACGAUGAGCAACGUCACGCCCACCGCAGAAAAGGCACAUAAUUAUGUACACGUGUGUGGCAUUCAGUGAGAGCUGUGCUGACCCUGAUUGGCCAUCUCAGGAAGGGGGCGGGCUUUGGUUUUAUCCCGGUCCUGGGAUUCCACGGGUCCUUCCAUCUGUCAGUUAUGAGUAGGGGGCCGGAGCCUCUGCACAGCACUUAUACAGAACUGUGAAGCCAGUGAAUUAAUCCUACUGAAGGAAAAUAGGAAACUGUUUGCAACAAACAUGUCUGUGUGGACAGGUAAAUGAUUUUAGGUGUUAUAUCAGCAUCCCUGGUCUAUCACAAUCUCUCGGAAAAAAAAAACAGCAUCACUUGAAAAGAGUUGGAGAAAUGGCAGAGGUUCUAACUGCCUUUGUGUCCCGUCCUCCCCCGAAGCUUUCGUUUAAAGUCAUUCCAUACGCCCAUUUCAGUCAGUGCAGAACUUACCAUAGCACUUAACCCGUGAGCAUUUGUGUCACACUCAGCCGCUGGAGGAAUAAAGUGGAUGCUGGUCGCAUUAAGAGAUUUCAGGAUGAGGCUGACUUGGUUCAUCAAGCACUUUAUCUCUUGGAGAACGCCUGCAGAUGCUGUUAAAGGUGGAGGCAAUCAGAAGGCAGAGUCCUGACUGUAACGUACCCAGCAAAGCAAAAAUCUCUUUGUACAUUUUUUCUGUACGAACAUGAAAAUGUGAGCCUCCUGAUCGUGUCUUAGAAAGUUGUAGAAGUAUCUCUCUGGAGAGAAACACGCUGCAAACAUUCAAACGGGAAAUCCUGUCAGGCUGGGUAACAUAACAUGUUCAGAACUCUCUCUCUCUCAAAACUCUCUGAAUGAUCUACAAUCCAUGAUUUAAUGUGUUGGGUAGCAAAAUGGGUGAUUUAUCUACCAGCAAAGACUUUUGUAAAACUGAAGCACUGUAGUACAUAAAUGUGCCAGCAGGUGGCAGGGUUAUAUCAGUUUUGUCCGGCAACCAACAGAGAAAGUAGUAGCAGUCUUCACAAGAUUUGAAAUAGGUAUGUGUAUAUAUAUAUAUAUAUAUAUAUAUAUAUAUAUAUAUAUAUACACACACACACAUUAAUUUGCAGUAUUUUAUUAAAUGCCGAAGCAUACUUGGAUGAAUAAAUGUGUGGGGGAAAUGGUAUCUUGGGUAACUUCAUGUCACAUACUACUGUAGUAAGUGUGCGCUGUAGGUUAUAGAAUAAAUGAUUCAAAUAAGGAUCACAUUGCCAGCUAUUGUAAGGAACUAAUGAAGGGUCACUGGCUUAAUAACUUGACAUGGUCACUGUUCUUUCCCCACUGUUACAGUACAAACUAAGGUAAAAUGGUUUCCUUUAAACUGUAUAGUAUUCCGAAAGCAAAGUUGCAUUUGUCUGAAAAAUUCAUUAAAAAAAUAUAUGGGUUUAAAAUGGAUGGUGCUUGUUUCAUUUUGGAUUGGAAUUGUAUAUCUCCUCUGUUAUGUUUAUUAAAAAUAAUGUGCAUGACCUGUGUUUAGCAGUCAUAAUGGUGUCCAUUUGUGAAAUGUGUAUCUUAAAUUUUAAAGAGUAAAAAAAAAAAAAAUCCGUAGAUGCACUUAUUGUACAUGUGGUUAGGUUAGUAGAUUUGAGACUUAAAGUCCUUUACUGCCUUAAAAAAACACGAUGGGCAGAUGUCUAUUAAAUAAAUACCAUAUGCUUGUGGGAGACAAAUAAUGAAAAUCUGAGAAGAUUGUAGAAUAAUAUUGAAAACUGAAAUUGCGGUUCUUUUUGAUGCUUGUGAUUAUUGAAGAUGUACUUUAGAGAAAUUCCAUUGAAAAAAGAUCUCUGAUUCUGAUGUUAAUUCUGUAGAAUAGGAAUGUAUACCAAAUGUAAUCUUUCCAAUGCUAUGAAGAAUUUAUACAUGAAAUUGAUAUGCAAUAAAACCUGUGUGCUUUUUAAA